Monascus purpureus is the source of this 357-nucleotide messenger RNA. NCBI's taxonomy places the organism in Eukaryota, Fungi, Ascomycota, Eurotiomycetes, Eurotiales, Aspergillaceae. The record is from the annotation of a GenBank genome assembly.
AUGUUGGAUAUUUUUGCCUCUCUGCUUGGUCUUCGAUUCGAUCCCAUUCCAUCAGAGAAGCUGACGGGCGAUGUCAUCAGGCAUGAUACCGUGCGAGGGUUCUCAGUAUGGAAUAUGAAGGGCGAUGGAAUCAUUGUCUAUGUCUAUUUAGACCUACUCUGGCGUGAGAACAAGUAUCGGGGGAAUCAGAGCGUGGAUAUCCAAUGUGGCUAUCUACGACCAGACGGAAGCAGACAGUAUCCCUCGACGAUUCUAAUGUGUUCAUUCCUGACCCCAACCCCGACGAGCUGUGCCCUGCUCAAGCAUCACCAGAUCGUGACUCGCUUCCAUGGAAAAAAUGGGCCAUGGCAUCCAUGA